UUUAUUUUCAAUCUGUUUUUUAUUUUUUUAAGGUCUUUCUCAUUGCCUUUGUCCUUUUAAUGCUGGAUUUAAAUGGUUUCAGAAAACAAGUACAAUUUCUUAAAGAAAUAACUGAAAAUUAUUUAAUAUUUUUAAAAUUCUGGGGUGGAAAUAUUUUCUUGAGACAAAAUUACAUACAGAGGUUGCACAGACAGAGGUUAGAAAGGAUCAGCAAGCAGGGAAACCACUUCAAACUUUGGAAGAUGACAAAGAAAAGCCCAGUAAAUAUAUCACUGAAAUAUGUCACUUGGUAACAGAGAUAAGAGACUCUGGAAGCUUAUAGUGCCAUGUGGCAGAGGGAACUUUGAGGGGCAGAGGAAGAAAGGAAGAUAGAAGUAGUCCUAUGUAAAACAAUGUGCAGAAGAAAAUUCUCACCUCUACAGAAAUCUUUUACUUUGAGUGCAUGGAAGAUGUGUCGGCUCUAAGAAAAAAACAAAAAUAAACCCCCCAAAAUUCAGAGAAUUUCAUGCUAUUUGAAAUGAUUAAGAAUAAAUGACUCAUCAGGAUUGGGGAGGUGAAGACAGAUAUUAAUGGGGAAAGAAAUUAGCAGAGGGUAUAGGUUGUCAUUUUAAGUUAAAGAGAUGCACACACAGCAAGGCACAGAAGGUGAGAAAGCAAGGUCUGAUAAGAACUACAGAGGAAAAUACUCAUGGAUUAAAAAAAAUGGAUUUAUCUUUUCAUAGAAUAAGUAGGAAAAUAUACAAGAUAUGUGUUUCAGUUUUGGAAGGACAUAAAAAGUGUGAAAAAUUAGAUCAAAAGUGUGUCUAAGACAAUCUGUGAGAGAAGAAUCAGAUUAUGAACAAACUGACCUGAGGACCAUUUGGUGAAUUUCAAGACUGAAAAAUACUCCAGUUAAAAUUGUCUUCUGAUUUUCAUCCAAUUGAAUGGUCUAACUCCACGGUGGAUCCUUUAUGUCUAGCCAGGGGGUGUAUCAUUCUCGAAAUGUCUUUACUCUGCAUUAUUUUCCCAAUUGUAAUUGGUGAAUCAUAAAACAAAAAACAAACAAACAAAAGGGUAAUAAAUAGAGGACACAAGAUAAGGGAGUUAGUUUGGUCCAGAAGUCAUGAACCAGAAAGGGGCCAUCUUCUCCAUUUAACUAUUUUACUAAAAAUGAGAAAGGCAUGCAGAAACAUAGAACUUGAUGGUUGGUCUCUCAAUGACUCUUGGGAAAGGAGAGAAAAUUAGAGCAGGGGAGUUGGGAGAGAAAAGAUAAUAUGAUACUCUAAAAUAUAUGCAGCUAAAAUAAAUUUAUUUUUAAUUUAUCAAGUCUUGACAAGGAACAGAAGAUAAAACGGCAAUACCAAGACUUGAUUCUACUGACCUAGUCACCAUGCUAACAAUCAAUGGCUCAGUCUUCAUGCCCUCCAUGCUAACACUCAUUGGGAUCCCUGGCCUGGAGUCAGUGCAGUGUUGGAUUGGGAUUCCAUUCUCUGUCAUGUACCUCAUUGCUGUGAUUGGGAAUUCCCUCAUCUUAGCUGUAAUCAAAUAUGAAAACAGGCUCCAUAAACCCAUGUACAAUUUUUUGGCUAUGUUGGGGACCACAGACAUUGCACUUAGCACUUGUAUUCUUCCCAAAAUGUUAGGCAUCUUCUGGUUUCAUUUGCAAAAUAUUUAUUUUGAAGCCUGCCUACUGCAAAUGUGGCUUAUUCACUCAUUUCAGGCAAUUGAAUCAGGUGUCUUGCUGGCAAUGGCCCUGGACCGCUAUGUGGCCAUCUGUGAUCCAUUGAGACAUGCCACCAUCUUCUCACAACAACUUCUAACUCAUAUUGGGAUUGGAGUGACACUCAGGGCUGCUAUUCUUGUAGCACCAUGCCUAGUGCUUAUUAAAUACCGCCUUAAACACUACAGAACUACAAUCAUCUCCCACUCUUACUGUGAGCACAUGGCCCUUGUGAAGCUGGCUGUUGAAGAUAUCUGGGUCAACAAGAUGUAUGGCCUAUUUGUUGCCUUCACCAUCCUAGGGUUUGACAUAAUUUUUAUCACCUUGUCCUAUGUUCAAAUCUUCUUCACUGUCUUUCAACUGCCCCAGAAGGAGGCACGACUCAGAGCCUUCAAUACAUGCAUUGCCCACAUUUGUGUGUUCCUUCAGUUCUACCUUCUUGCCUUCUUUUCUUUCUUCGCACACAGGUUUGGUUCUCACAUACCACCAUACGUUCAUAUCCUUUUGUCAAACCUUUACCUAUUAGUCCCACCAUUUCUCAACCCUAUAGUUUAUGGGGUGAAGACCAGACAAAUCCGUGACCAUGUCCUGAAAAUGUUAUUCUCUAAGAAAACAUCUCGUUCAGCAUAGGGUCCUUCUGAAGAGAAUUAAUUCUAAGUAAACCCAGUGCCAUCGAGUCGAU
Loxodonta africana (African savanna elephant) is the source of this 2381-nucleotide messenger RNA. RefSeq names its product olfactory receptor 52A5-like. Gene Ontology annotation, biological process: G protein-coupled receptor signaling pathway. Gene Ontology annotation, molecular function: G protein-coupled receptor activity; olfactory receptor activity. NCBI's taxonomy places the organism in Eukaryota, Metazoa, Chordata, Mammalia, Proboscidea, Elephantidae. Bases 1370 to 2329 code for a protein of 319 amino acids. Gene Ontology annotation, cellular component: plasma membrane. The record is from RefSeq and is a predicted model, not a curated record. The transcript has a single exon.